ACGAAAAGCUUCUUCGCCCGAAGGAAAGAAGAGGCCGGAAUGGCUGAGCGAUCUCCUGCGGUGCGGCUUCUUUGGCCCGUGCAGCCGCCACUGUGAGAUGCCGAGGAGCGAGCAGAGGCUCUACUGCAUGGACUGCAAUCUCGCCAUCUGCAAGCACUGCGCCGCCGACGACCAUGGACACCAUCCCCGUCUCCACAUCCUCAAGUACAAGUGCGACAACGCGGUUCGCGUCCAGGACAUGCGCAGCUACUACAAUUGCUCUGAAAUUAAGUCGUACAUAAUCAACGAGGACAAAGUGGUGCUCAUAAGUCCAAGAUCUCCAUCGGAGACAUCGGAGCAACCCAAGAACUGCCGUUCGUGCGCAGCUUGCGGCGUAUCCAUCCAACGCUCGUCUGAUACGUACUGCUCCAUUGCUUGCAAGGCGUCGUCGGAGCCGGCGGACCAGCAAGAGAAGGCCGCCGACGAGGGCUCUCGGAAAGAAAGCAGCACGAUCACAUUGCACAAUGGAAAGGAGGAGUCGAGCAGCAGCCACGAGAAUGCUGGUAAUGCUCGGAGCGGCGGCGACGAGCCGAGGCGGUCGUUCAGGCCGAGACACCGCCUGUUGAAGAGGAAAGGGAUUCCUCACAGGGCUCCCUUCUUUUGA
Syzygium oleosum is the source of this 643-nucleotide messenger RNA. Its product is annotated as protein RGF1 INDUCIBLE TRANSCRIPTION FACTOR 1-like. The transcript has 3 exons. Lineage: Eukaryota; Viridiplantae; Streptophyta; Magnoliopsida; Myrtales; Myrtaceae. The coding region runs from base 98 to 643 and encodes 181 amino acids. Gene Ontology annotation, molecular function: zinc ion binding. The record is from RefSeq and is a predicted model, not a curated record.